AUUUGAAAAGCUACCCGCUGCUUUCUACUAGUCUUGAAGAGACGUUUGAGAACAAAAUUCAGAACUUAUCGGAAGUUGGAUUAAUUGUAUUACUAUUGCUGGGAUAUAACAACCUAAAUUAAAACAUCUUUCAUUAGAAUAUUAAAAUGAGUGUAAACAAAAGAAAUAUUGAAAUCAAAGCUUGUAUAAAGGACAUUACUGAAUUAUUGGAAAAAGUUAAAAGCCAUAGUGAUACUAAGGAGGAAAUAAUUCGUCAAGAAGAUCAUUUCUUCAAUGCCAUCCAUGGAAGAUUGAAACUGAGAAUACUGGAGGAUGAUAAAGCUCAAUUAAUAUGCUAUGAAAGAGAUGAUAGAGCAGGUCCUAAACUUUCUAAAUAUUCCAUUGCUCUUUGUGAAGAUGCUGAAAACAUGAAAACUGUUCUUUCAACUUCUUUAGGAAUUAAAGGUUCUGUAAAAAAAACUCGACAUUUGUUUUUUAUUAAAAACACCCGUAUUCAUGUUGAUGAGGUUGAAAAUCUUGGAGAUUUUAUUGAAUUUGAGGUAGUACUUGAUGAAAAUCAAACUGAAGAGGAUGGAAAGACUGUUGCAUAUGAUCUUAUGAAGUUACUUGGUGUACAUGAAUCCGAUCUUAUAUGUGGAGCUUAUAUGGACAUGAUUUUGUCUACAAAAACAUAGUUCACAAUUUUAUUAUUAUAUGUUGUUUGUUGCAAUGAAAUUUAAUUGAAUUCGGGGGAUUUCGCAGUUUAUAACAACUACAUCUUCAUAGUAUCCUCCUUUUGCAACAUAUUUUCAUUUUAUUCUUCCUUUGGCUUAUUAAGUGCUGAUGAGGCUCUAUUUAUAUUAUACAACUUCCUAAAGUUGUUUAAAAAUCGAAUGUCUGUGAUUCUUAUAUGUAUUCGAAAGAUAGCUAUGUCCAGAAAAUAUUUAUCAUAGCAUAUUAAUUUGUUCCAAGUUUAAAAAUUUAAAAAUUGUUCAAUAAAAUUAGCCCAAUAUAUUUUUAAUAAAGGCUUAUAAUAUAUA
Nezara viridula (southern green stink bug) is the source of this 1019-nucleotide messenger RNA. Lineage: Eukaryota; Metazoa; Arthropoda; Insecta; Hemiptera; Pentatomidae. The record is from the annotation of a GenBank genome assembly.